This is a messenger RNA of Humulus lupulus (European hop), 1605 nucleotides long. RefSeq lists its product as uncharacterized. The record is from RefSeq and is a predicted model, not a curated record. Bases 1 to 1605 code for a protein of 534 amino acids. NCBI's taxonomy places the organism in Eukaryota, Viridiplantae, Streptophyta, Magnoliopsida, Rosales, Cannabaceae. Gene Ontology annotation, molecular function: cysteine-type peptidase activity. The transcript is spliced from 5 exons. Gene Ontology annotation, biological process: proteolysis.
AUGGUGGAAAAUGAAGAUGACUUCUUCAACUAUCCUUGGGGGAGAUUAUCGUACGAGAAGACAUUAUUCGGCUUGACAAAAGAUAUGGAAAGGCUAAGGAAUAAAUACUUGAAGAAUGUUGAGCAAAAGAGAAAAAGACCAACACCUCAAUACACAAUUUAUGGUUAUGCCAUUGCUCUGCAAUAUUGGGCCUAUGAAAUUUUCACAAAGUUCUCUGCAUUUGCUGAUCAAAAACCCCUUGCCUUUCCAAGAAUGCUUAGCUGGUCAGCGCAUAAAAUGCUGAAAGAGAAAGAUAUUGAAGGUGCCACGCUCAAUCCAAGACCCGAAGAGAAAGAAUUUCAUGACUCUAUUAUUCAAGGACCAGAUGAACUACUCAUGGGAUGUGUUAUUAGCUUUGUAGACAAUGAUGUGGAAUUGGAGUUUGAAAGGGAAGAACAUGAGGAAUCUCCCACAAAGCCCGAUGUAGCAGAUGGGCAUUGUCACGAGCAAGACCAGAAAGAGAUACCAACUCCAAUUAACACCGACCACGAAAAGUUGUUAGCUGAUAUUGACACUUUGAAAAGUAACCAACAAAGAAUGGAGGAGAAGUUGGAUUAUCUAAUUGAAUUAGUGCUCUUGCAACGUAAAGGUAGUGAUUCUGAGGAUUCAUUAUCAGAUGAGCAUCUUGCUUCACCACACCGUACAUUUAUUAUGGAGCACGUUGUUGGAGAAGAUAGCCCUAGCUGUAAGGUGGUAUCUCCUGAAGAUAUGACUGGGGUGGAAUUCAAGAGAAGGAGGGUUCCAACGAAAAUAAUUUUUGGUUCCAAGUUUACUAAUCCAACUAGGAAGAAAAAGAAAGCAAAGACAAUUGUAACUGAUCCUUGUGAAAUUAAUCCCCUACAGCCAUAUGACGAAAAGCAAAUGAGACGUUUUAAGAAAUGGGUAAUUGGUUUAAAAAAGAAUGAUAAGUCUAUUUCUCUCUUGGCUGGUUCGUGCACAGCGAAAUGGUUUAUUCAGCUACUUACACCACGUACAUGGCUGGACGGACUGCACAUUGAUGCAGCUUUAGGGUUGAUGAAAGAACGAGUGUACACUUACAAGAAGACUUACUCCGAAAGAUUCACCAUCGUGGAUUCUAUGUUCCAACAGUUCUUCGAACCACAUUGGGAACAAUUCAACAAGAGGAAAAUCAAAUCAAGCUACAUUUGGCCAAAAGAAGUGCUUGAUUACUUGGUAGGUGAUGAUAACAAUUUCAAAAGGAGUUGGAAAGACAUUGACGAUGUGUUUACCCCGAUUAAUUUUUUUGGGACACAUUGGGUGUUGUUAGAGAUAUCAUUGACAAGCUAUCUUAUAAAAGCUUAUGACUCUGAUAUCACUGUGGUCUCCAACAAGGAGUUUGAGAAUAAAAUGAGCAGAUGGGGAAAAAUGCUACCAUUUCCAAUUCAAUCCAGUGGGUUGUUAAGCCACAGGAAAGAUGUCCAACUUCAAGCAGAGAAAGUGCGUUUUGAGUUCACAAGACUUGGCACAGAAAAAGUGCCACAGACCAAAACUAGUGGCGAUUGUGGGGUAUAUGUCGUCAAACAUCUGGAGUACUUGCUAGCCAAAAAAUCGCUAUCCGAAGUGUGA